GACGGGAGGAAAGUAUCUGCUCCGCUGAGGGGGGAAAGGAGGAGCAGGAGACAGAUUGUGGGACCGAGCGCGGGCGGGCGGGAGGCGCCGGAGCUACCAGCGGGUGAGUCCUGUUAACAUUAGCUAGUCCGUGGCCUGACAGGAGUCUCUCCUUCUACUCUGGCCAGUCCCAGCGUCCCGGGCCGGGGUCUCCCCUCCCAGUCUGUUGGACGGGGGCGCUGAGGCGGUGGCCAGGCCUGUCUGAGGAAGAGGGUGGGGCGUAGGCUAAAGACAACCAAUAGGAGAGAAGGAAGCCACAAUUGGCGGCCAUGAGCGCUAAUGGGAGAUCGCCUUUACCUUGCGGAGUGCCGCCCUCUUCUCUUCUCCCGCCUCCUUCCUUUUGGAGGAAGGCGGGGCCAGAGGACUGAAGUGUGGGGAGAACUUGGGCUCUGCUCUGCUUUAUGAAAUAUGGGAGACGACAGACCGUUUGUGUGCAGUGCCCCGGGCUGUGGACAGAGAUUUACAAAUGAGGACCACCUGGCAGUUCAUAAACAUAAGCAUGAGAUGACACUGAAAUUUGGCCCAGCCCGAACGGACUCAGUCAUCAUUGCAGAUCAAACGCCUACUCCAACUAGAUUCCUGAAGAACUGUGAGGAAGUGGGGCUCUUCAAUGAACUAGCUAGCUCCUUUGAACAUGAAUUUAAGAAAGCUUCUGAUGACGAUGAGAAAAAGGGUGCUGCUGGGCCUCUUGACAUGUCUCUGCCUUCUACACCAGACAUCAAAAUCAAGGAAGAAGAGCCAGUGGAAGUAGACUCAUCGCCCCCUGACAGUCCUGCUUCUAGCCCCUGUUCCCCACCACUGAAGGAGAAGGAAGUUACCACAAAACCGGUUGUGAUCUCUACCCCUACACCUACCAUUGUACGUCCUGGCUCCCUGCCUCUCCACUUAGGUUAUGAUCCACUUCAUCCAACUCUUCCUUCCCCAACCUCUGUCAUCACACAGGCUCCACCAUCCAACAGGCAAAUAGGAUCUCCUACUGGCUCCCUCCCUCUCGUCAUGCAUCUUGCUAAUGGACAGACCAUGCCUAUGUUGCCAGGGCCUCCAGUACAGAUGCCUUCUGUUAUUUCGCUGGCCAGACCUGUGUCCAUGGUGCCCAACAUUCCUGGUAUACCUGGCCCACCGGUUAACAACAGUGGCUCCAUUUCUCCCUCUGGCCACCCUAUGCCGUCAGAAGCCAAAAUGAGACUAAAAGCCACGCUGACCCAUCAAGUUUCUUCAAUCAAUGGAGGUUGUGGAAUGGUGGUGGGUACUGCAAGCACCAUGGUGACUGCCCGUCCAGAGCAAAACCAGAUCCUCAUCCAGCACCCAGAUGCCCCAUCCCCUGCCCAGCCACAGGUCUCUCCAGCUCAGCCCACCCCUAGCACUGGGGGACGGCGACGGCGUACAGUGGAUGAAGAUCCAGAUGAGCGGCGGCAGCGGUUUUUAGAGCGAAACAGAGCUGCAGCCUCUCGAUGCCGGCAAAAGCGGAAACUGUGGGUGUCCUCCCUGGAAAAGAAGGCAGAAGAACUUACUUCUCAGAACAUUCAGCUGAGUAAUGAAGUCACAUUACUACGCAAUGAGGUGGCUCAGCUGAAGCAGCUACUGUUAGCUCAUAAAGAUUGCCCAGUCACUGCACUACAGAAAAAGACUCAAGGCUACCUAGAAAGUCCCAAGGAAAGCUCAGAGCCAACGGGUUCUCCAGCCCCAGUGAUUCAGCACAGUUCCGCAUCAGCCCCUAGCAAUGGCCUUAGUGUUCGAUCUGCAGCUGAAGCUGUGGCCACCUCGGUCCUCACUCAGAUGGCCAGCCAAAGGACAGAACUGAGCAUGCCCAUACAGUCACAUGUGAUCAUGACCCCACAGUCGCAGUCUGCGGGCAGAUGAUGCCUCCCAUGAUGGAGAGGUCCCCAGCCAGAGCUCGCCCGCCUGAGCCAAGAGAGAGAUCAACUUAACCCCUCCUGUCUGUCUUGGAAUUGGGCAGAAUGGAGAGGGAGAAAUUGUGUGUUGUGAGUAUGGACAGAUGUGGGGCUUUUCUCUUUAGCCACAUGAUCAUGUACGAUUAACACCUGUACUAGGCGCUUCUGGCCCCAAAGCCACAUAGAUCAUCCCCCAAGGGUAGGGUUUCUUAUGUACCUACAGCCAAAGGCCUUUCCAUAUGGUCUGAGCAGUCAUCCCUGGCCCUGAUGCAUGUGUGCCUGUCUCUUAACACUAACCCUUGCACUUGUAGGUUUGGGGUUUCUCAGUGUCCCCUCCUCCCAUUGACCUGUGGCUGUUACCUUCUUAUUUCUUAUUAGCAUGCCACUUCCUGCCAGAUGGAGGGAGGUGAGAUUUGAUGGCGUGUUACUUGCUGUCCCACCCCUAGCCACCACAUGCACUCAGGACUUUGUCUCCCAAUAGCUGCUUAUUUGUCUCUUUCCUCCUUCCUAAACUGCAGUGAAAACAUUCACUUGUUGAGAAUGUAAUACAUUUAAUGUAUGAGGUAGCAGUGUUUCCCACCUCUUCCAUGUGCUUUAUUCCUAUCUGCUACCAAAAACAAACACAAACAAAAAAAGCAAAACUCUGAGAGUUUGAAUCAUUUUUCAUUUCCAAAUCUAUUGGUACCUCAUUUCGUCUCUUGACUUUCCUUAGUCUAGUGGUGGGGUCUUUCCUACUUCCCCACUAGGCCUUGGGAACCUCAUCUUGUGGCCUUAUUGUUAGUGGCAAUGAAAAAGGAGAGAGCUGGAGACCUAACUGGGCUUCCCUGUCUCCUUCCCUACCCUCCAGUUCUAAUCAUCAGGGCAGACAGGAACAGUGUAAUUUAAAACUUGUUCCAUCAGGUUACUGGAUUAACUGAUUCUUUUAUGUUUUACAAGAGUUUACUGGCCAAAGUCUACAUAUUGUCAUCUUUGGUCAUCUGUGCUCCUGCCUCUCCACUGUGCUUCCCUGUCCACAUCACUGCCUGUUCCACUAUAACUACUUUAGCUCAGACCUCCUAGGAGUUGUCAGACAGUAGCUGCUUCCAUUCUCUGUCCCUCCUACAGCUCUCAGCCUCCCUUCUUUUCUAAGGUAUGUUUUGUACCCACCAGUGUCCAGCACUCUCUCAACAACCUUUUCAUCUUCUCACCCAGUUCUUAGCCUACCCACUGGUUGUCUCUAGUCCUGAAAUUUCGUUGAACUUGUCCAUGGUACAGGCUCCAGGGCUCUGAAGCAUCAUGGUUGAGGUCAUGGAUGCUUUUGAAUAUAAGACUGAGUGGAGAGAGGAGGUAUACAUUUUCCUAUGUAUAAUCUCAGCAGAGCACUCAGGAUAUGGCCUGUCUGUGAGAUUGCUGUCUGUGGCUGUUGGCUGUCCUUAUUUUAUGGGUUACAGAGAGAAAAUACACCCCUCCUCUUCUUCAUCUUCCCUUGGCUCUGAGCUAUGCAGGCUCUUCCAGAGCCAGAGGCCUGUGGAUAGAUAGGUCAGCUUUAAUAGCUCUUGAGUUGAGAAUCCUUCCCAUUGUCCUAGAACCACCUUCUGCCAUCUGCUCAAGCCAAGUCCUCUUUUCUAGCUCCAUCUUAAGUAUGCAGAAUAAUUGCUUGCGUCUUUGUCUUCCAAAAUUCACUGUCGUGGAGGAAUGGAAAUGUCGUGUAGCUUAUAUGAUUAUUUCCUCAGAGUUUAGACUAGUGAGCCCAUCCUGUGACAUGUUUGUAUGUUUUAUGUAAAUUUCCCUCCUGCUCUUUAGAGUCAAUGCUGAACAGGCCACACCCAGUGAAAACUAGGAACUGGUUUUAUAGUCUUCUCCCACAGGGUCUUAACAAAAACAUCCCCUGAGGUGACAAGGAUAGCAAAUGCCACAGCAGAUGGUUGAGGGCAAGCCACCAUCUCCAGGGGUUUCACUUGGCCUUAGAAACUCACAGCCAUAGUUUGAGCUCAGGACUUCUUUAGAUGGCUGCUUCCUAGGAUUUUUUUUUCCUGCUUAUGAAUUUUGUUUCUUUUUUUUUAAUUGUCUUGAUUUCCCAGUAGCAGCCUUACACUAAAAUAUGACUGAGCUUAUAGCUUCCAAGGGCCCCCCUUGGCUAUUUUCUUCCUCCAUCAGUCAAGUGUUUAAUUCAGUGUAACCUACCAGUCUGUCCUGGGUUGCAUGUCUAGUAUACGUGGAGGUUCUUUUUCACUUUCUUGACCCUCAUGUCUGCUUCUCUUGAGUCUUUGUUUUUAUAGCAGGAAGUUAGUAUUGGGGGCUUGAAUGAUGCAGGGCACCAACAGAACCAUUGCAGGACUGAAAUCCCCAGACUACCGAUACCUUGGUGGUCGGUUCUCAGCUUCACUAAGAAAGCAGAACGGCUGCUUAUGCUGAAGCCUCUGUGACAGUCAAGGGGGUCAUCACCUACAUUAUUGCUGCCAGGGGUCACAGCCCUGACCUUUGCCUUCCAGACUUAACUGAACCAGAACCAGAUACCAUAGAGGAUAGCAAUAAACCCUUCUUGACAUCUGACUAUGAUGUGUCAUAGCGGGGUCUCUGGUCAUGUCUAUUUGGGGUUCAAUAUGCCUCUUGUAUUUGAAUGUCAACUCCUGUCCCUAGGUAUAGGAAAUUUUGUGAUAUAAUUUCAUUAAAUAGUUUGACUAAUUCCUUUUUAAUUUAUCUCAGGUCCUCCUUCUCCCCAGUGGCUUCUGAGGUUUGUUUGGUCUUUUAAGUAUAUUCCAAGCUUCUUGAAAAUACUGGUAAUAUCUAUCUCUCUCUUUCUCUCUCUCUCUCUCUGUCUCUGUGUGUGUGUGUGUCUGUCUGUCUGUCUGUCUGUCUGUCUGUCUGUGUGUGUCUGAGUAUAUGAUUGUUCCAACUUUGUGCUCCACUGCAGAACUGCAUGAUCUUAAUCUCUUGGGGACACUUUCUAGUGAGGGUUUUCACUUUCAUGUUUCUUUCAUGUUAAUUUCUAUCUUGUUCCUUUUCCAUGUUUGAAUGCCCUCAUCAAAAUCUCCCUCCAUAUAUCUGACUUUCUCCUCCAACUUACCCACUGUUUUGUUCAUUUUGGAGGUUUUGUAUACAGUUCCUAGUUCAUGCAUUUGUAUCUGAGACUUCUACAUCAACUCUGAACUCUUUCUCAGACUUCUCAGUACUUUUGGUUUUCAUUAAGGAGAGGUUUGUAGUAUGCCCUGGUCUGCUGUUGUCUCAUGUUCCUUGUGUUUCUCUGUGGAAUUUUGUACAUCAGUCAGGAUGGCUAUGUCCUCCAGUUUUAACUCAUCUUUUCCCAACUCUGUUUUGUUUCAUGUAACUAAGCCCUUCUUCAGAGGUCUGUCAGAAAGGCGCUGAGAGUGUGAUGUCUCAGGCCCAGGUGUGGUCAGAGGCCUGGUCUGUGCUCUUGCCACCCACUCCAUAUAACACAGAGUGUUCAGAGUCUCAAAGGCUGAGAAGCCGCCCAACACGCAGGGAGAGCUGGGAAGGACACGGCCCCUUCAUUCACUUUCACUCCCUUCCUGUUGGCUGAGAUGCCAGAUCUGCCUGCUUCCUUCCUCCACUCCUUCCCAUGGCUGUAAGCACCAGACCACAUACUUAAGGGAGCUGUGCUGGUGAACCUUGCCUUGCUGCCUGCCUUCCCUCUCCCAUUCUGUAGCUCUUGACUCCUUCCUUGAUUCACCUCUUCCGUCUCCUCAGGGACCCGCCCUCCAGCACCAUCAUCCUGAGAGAUAUAACUGUACUUUGUACAGCCUGAACCGCCAAAAAGACACACACAUGCAAUUCUUCCUCUGGCUUCUGAGAGGCUCCUUAAAGGUGCUAACUGCUCAGCUCACUCUCCCCGGCGUGUCCCCAUCCUCAGAACACAUUUCCAUUAUCUAUUGUACCCACCAAAAAGAAAUAUGUACUUCUUAUGAAAAGAAAACCCUAGUCUGUUCAGAUGUGUCUCACAGCUGUGUGACACGUGCCUUCGUUGCUAUGCUUUCUCCUUUCUUUAGCCAUGUUUGACCAGGGUGGGAGGGGUGGUGGGACAGGACAGGUGAGGAUCCUAAAGCCUAUCAAAAGACCCUACCCCACUCCAGUCCAGCUAGACAUUCUUCUUACAAAUUCUGUUUCUGUCUGUAUAUGUGCAUAUGCAUAGACAAAUCCCCCUAUUCCACCAGCCUGGUGAUCCAUAGGAAUGAGCAGUGCCUGCUGGCCACAUUCCCACCGUUUGCACUGUUACUUUGAGGUAAAAUCCUACCCUAGAAUGAACAAAGGCUGGUGAAAGUAGGGCAGAUUAAGGCAGCUUAUGUUCUUGUAAAUGCAAGUUUCUAUUUCAGCUAGUAGGUGUUUUCUUUUUCUGUUUUGUUUUUUAAUGUAGAGCUGGUAGGCUAUAAGCCAGCAAUUGUGAGUAAGGCUUUAGCUAUUAGUGGCUGUGAGCACUAGUUUCAUUGACUUUACCUUAGGGCAGUGGUUCUCAGAACAUGGUCCAAGAACAACAUCAGCAGCACCAUCACCUGAAGAGCUUGCUAGAAAUGUACACUCUGGGCCAUCCCAACCUCCUGAGUUGGCCACUCUGAAGGUGAGCUUUAACUAACAGUCUCUGCUGCUAGUUCACACUAAUGCAUGACAGUCCCUAGCGGACAGGCUGGGAGCAUCUUAGCUCUGGGAUGACAACGAUUACUUUAAAUGUCUUCUCUGCCUUAGAAUUGAUAUUUUUAUUUCCCCCAGUCCUUCCUUCCUCUUCCAUUAAAACAGCCACCACCACAUUACUCAUCUCAAAUUCUAGGUUGGUCUUCCUUCUAGUCUUAGCUCUAAAACUCUUGCCUGCAUUGGUCUGGACUCAUAUUUCCUUGCAGGCUACUAGUUCUGCAUUCUUGGUGACUUUAGCCAGCAGGAAGGCCAGGAGUGGUGGUGGCAUAUGCCUUUGAUCCCAGCACUUUUGAGGGAAGCAGAGGCAGGCAGAUCUCUUUGUGUUCAAGACCAGUCUGGUCUACAUAGGGAGUUCAAAGCCAAUCAUAGCUAUGCAGUGAGACCCUGUCUCAAAACAAACAAACAAAAUCAGCAGGAGCCUUAGUUGUCCAUUUCUUCCCUGUGCACACACCACAUCUCUUACAGGAAGAUUAGCCUCCACCCCCACAGUGGAGCCUCCUACAUCCUGAUAGAGUAUAUGUUGAGAAGCCAUGUGUAUCUAUGAAUAUAGCUCUGUUCUAUAUCCUUUUGACAUGUAGCAAUACCUCUCCAUCCUCAAGGAACUCAACCCAGUCUGGGUCUCCCCAGGCUCCAGUGGUAGACUCUGACAGGUGGGAGGAUACAGUGCUCUGGGCUGUUUUGUUACAAAAGUGUCUUCUGUCCUUUCCCUCCUCCCAAUUCAGCAUGACCCCUGUGAGCAGGCUCUCACAAUCUCCUGGGGCAGGGCUGAGGCAGGGGCUUUCAGCUCUUCUCCAUAACUAUCCCUUCUUCCUUCCCCCAUGCCAUUUAGCAGUUAUCACCCAGCCUUGCCUUCUCCCUCCAUCCCUUGCCCUGACAUAUACUGUGCCUUAUUUAUGCUGCAAAUAUAACAUUAAACUAUCAAGAGAAUGA
Molecule: messenger RNA, 7484 nt
Organism: Mus musculus (house mouse)
Lineage: Eukaryota; Metazoa; Chordata; Mammalia; Rodentia; Muridae
Gene: Atf7
Product: activating transcription factor 7
Exons: 12
Coding region: 448-1899 (483 amino acids)
Biological process (GO): regulation of DNA-templated transcription
Cellular component (GO): nucleus; nucleoplasm; chromosome, telomeric region
Molecular function (GO): DNA-binding transcription factor activity
Source: RefSeq, marked validated